CGACAAGGACGAUGGAGAAUUUCCAAAGGGAAAGAAGAAUUUGGAGCCAAAGAAAUCGGCAACGAAGCCAAAGCAAACGAAGAAAGCACCUACGACAAAGCUAAAAUCCAAGAAGAUGAUGACGAAUAAAAGAUCGAAGAAGCAAAUCGUAGGACUGAAGGCCGAUGCUCCAAAGCCAUUCUCGCGAUCCGGGCCAUUUCGAUUCCUUGACCUCCCGCGGGAGGUUCGGGACAUGGUCUACCAUCAUGUCGUCUUGCCCCCGGUAUCUGAAUACCUAGGCGCCAGACCGAAGAUGCAUUCUUACAUCCGAACAGAACUUGACUAUCCGCCCCUUCGUGUCUCAUCGAAUCGUACCGCCAUUCUCCAGACAUCAAAACAAGUGUGCGAAGAAAGCAAGAAAGUUCUAUAUGAAGAACCUAUCUACCAAGUCGACCUAACCCUGAAACACUGGUGUUUCGAUGUUUUCGAGCCGGAGAUAUACAAUGAUGAUCCGACUGUACUCAGCGGGGGAGAGAAGUACCACGAGCAGUGGGCUGACGAUCGCAACGACACGUGGUUACUUGAUGGUAUGGCCGGAAUCCCUGAGUGGAACCUUAGCGCGAUCCGGAAACUCCACAUUACCAUUAACCUGUGCAGGUACACACAUGCGAAAGACGAGGAAUUCGGCUAUGCGCCAUACCGCAUCUUGGAAAAGAUAUCCGUCCGCGCGCUGCACGGCAUGAAGAACCUGCGGAACUUGCGUAUUUCCAUCAUCCAUGGAUGGCUUCCCCCAGAGCUCCAAGGCUUCUUCCAAGGGAUAACAUAUGCGCCGCUCAAAAUGAGAGAGCUCAUGCGCAAGUUGAUCGGCUCGAUCCCAAAGACUGUUAAGACAGUUCGUUGGGGACUGACCGAGGAAGAGAUUAGGAAGGAGUAUCCGAACCCUCCACGAGCCCAUCGUCACACAGCACCCCCUUCUUCUAUGACUUUUGGCCUUAUAAAUUCUGGCCUUAAGCACACGCAACACGUGCGUGCGGAAGUUCUGAAACCAUUGGUGAAAGAGUUCGAAGUCCUGCGGGGGAUGGACGCAGAGUAUUACUCUACUCCCCUUGAAUCUUAGGAAUCGGACCGGGAGAGCACGACUGAUGGCCAGCGUGGAAUCCUAUAUGGCACUAAUUGGGAUUAUCUUAGGGUAAACUGGAACGACAAAGAAUGCGGCUUGGGAUGGACCCUAAUCUUGUACGUGCACAAAUAUGUACACUUGCUUUCCAUACAGUGGUUUGAAGCCGAGAAUGAGGUAUCAAUGCGAGGGGCGGUGUUUGCA
Mytilinidion resinicola is the source of this 1300-nucleotide messenger RNA. RefSeq lists its product as uncharacterized. The record is from RefSeq and is a predicted model, not a curated record. Bases 116 to 1096 code for a protein of 326 amino acids. Lineage: Eukaryota; Fungi; Ascomycota; Dothideomycetes; Mytilinidiales; Mytilinidiaceae. The transcript has a single exon.